GUUUGAAAAAAAUGGCUGCAAUGACACGUGUGCUGGUUAUGCUGCUCAUGCUGACGCUGCUCUGUGGCCAGAGCAUGGCUAGUGUUAGCUUUUGGAUGCGUGUCUUUGGCAUAGAGCCUCCAUCCAUAGUGCCUGAGGGUCAAGUUGUGCUGCAGAGCGGCCAAGUUGUUCCAAGUGCUUCGCUUGGACUUGCAGGUCCAAGUAAUGCACUUGGUGGUGGUGCAGCUAUGGGGGGUGGCUACACUACGCAGUUUGGUCCCGAUGGUCGCAUCAUAGCUGUGCCUAUGGGUUGUGCAUGUCCUGCUCCAUGUUGUGCCAAUGUAAGAUCUGGACGUCCUGUUGCUGGCGCCGUUUCUGUGGGUUUGGGCUAAGCGCUGGGUAUGGUUAAACUAUUGGUUGCAGGCAUAACCACAAAAGUGUUACGGUUGGGAUAUAAAUAUGCAACAAUAAAAAGUUUCAACAA
Messenger RNA from Drosophila busckii, 463 nucleotides. RefSeq lists its product as uncharacterized. The record is from RefSeq and is a predicted model, not a curated record. The transcript is spliced from 2 exons. Bases 12 to 371 code for a protein of 119 amino acids. Lineage: Eukaryota; Metazoa; Arthropoda; Insecta; Diptera; Drosophilidae.